This is a messenger RNA of Ahaetulla prasina, 3789 nucleotides long. It is a transcript of the gene TRPA1, whose product is annotated as transient receptor potential cation channel subfamily A member 1. Gene Ontology annotation, molecular function: protein binding; monoatomic ion channel activity. Lineage: Eukaryota; Metazoa; Chordata; Lepidosauria; Squamata; Colubridae. Gene Ontology annotation, biological process: monoatomic ion transport; transmembrane transport. Gene Ontology annotation, cellular component: membrane. The record is from RefSeq and is a predicted model, not a curated record. Bases 1 to 3345 code for a protein of 1114 amino acids. The transcript has 27 exons.
AUGAAGCGCUCUUUCCUGAAGUGGUUUCAAAGCCGCGGCCAGAAGCAGCAGGACCCCUCUUCUUACGAAGGGGUGGUGUGCGAACCCGAUGCCUGUUCAGUGGCCUCGCAGGAUGUCUUUAAGGUGAUCUCAGAUGGAAGUACUUGCAGACUUCGAAGUUUCAUUAAAAAGAAUCGUGAAGGACUUAAGAAACUGGAUCAGCUGAAUGCUACACCAUUGCACCAUGCUGCAGGAAGAGGUCAACUUGAGUUAAUGCAAAUGAUCAUGGAUGAUUCUUCAUUUGAAGCUCUAAAUGUGGCAGACUCGUCUGGAAAUACACCACUGCACUGGGCUACAAAAAAACAACAGACUGAAAGUGUUAAAUUACUUCUCAGCAGAGGGGCCAAUCCAAACAUCCUUAAUUCCAAUAUGGUUUCUCCACUUCACUGGGCUGUGCUGUACCUUUUAAAUGAUUUAGUUAAGAUUUUCCUUGAAUGUAGCACUACGGAUGUAAAUCUGGAAGGAGAGGGUGGGAAUACGCCUAUAUUAGUAGCAUGUUACAAAGAUAAUUCGGAAGCACUGAAACUUCUGAUUGAAAAUGGCGGUGACAUUACUAAAGCAAACAAUAUGGGCUGUAUGCCAGUCCAUGCAGCUGCCUUUUCUGGUUCGAAAUUAUGUUUGGAGAUUAUUAUAAAGCGAGGUGAAGAACUUGGGUAUUCACCUGAAAAUCAUAUUAAUUUUACUAACAAUGGGAAAUGUAGCCCUCUUCAUCUAGCAGUCCAAAGCAGAGACCUGGAAAUGAUUAAAAUGUGCAUUGAAUAUGGAGCACAGAUUGAUCUGAAACAGAAUGACAACUGCACAGCUCUUCAUUUUGCUGCUACCCAAGGAGCUACUGAGAUUCUCAAGUUAAUGAUGUCAUCUUAUACAGGAGAGGAAUCUAUCAUUGAUGCAUUAGAUGGAAAUAAAGAAACAUUGCUCCAUAGGGCUGCAUUGUUUGAUCACUGUGAACUUGCAGAAUAUCUCAUUUCAAAGGGAGCAAAUAUUGAUAGUGUUGACAUUGAAGGUCGAACACCAUUACUACUUGCCACUUCUUGUGCGUCAUGGAAAACUGUGAAUCUGUUACUUUCAAAAGGAGCAAAUGUAGAAUUAAAAGAUCUCCUUGGUCGUAAUUUUUUACAUCUAACUGUCCUACAACCUGGAGGGUUACAGCAUCUGAAUGAAGAUUUUUUGAAGAUGAAACAUUUUGAAGAUCUUAUAAAUGAGGAGGAUCAGGAAGGAUGCACCCCUUUACAUUAUGCAUGCAAACAAGGCGUACCCCUUUCUGUGAAUAUCCUUCUUGAAAUGAAAGUUUCUGUAUACUCUAAAAGCAGAGACAAGAAAUCUCCAUUACAUUUUGCAGCUAGCUAUGGACGAAUCAACACGUGUCUUCGACUUCUGGAGGCUAUGGAAGAUACUAGACUGUUGAAUGAAGGAGACAAGAAAGGGAUGACACCUUUACAUCUGGCUGCUCAAAAUGGACAUGAGAAGGUAGUCCAGUUUCUCCUAAAGAAAGGUGCCCUCUUUCUUUGUGAUUAUAAAGGCUGGACAGCUUUGCAUCAUGCCGCUUUUGGUGGAUAUACUCAUACAAUGCAGAUUAUUUUGAAUACUAAUAUGAAAGCCACUGAUAAAGUAAAUGAUGAAGGGAACACAGCUCUUCAUCUUGCUGCCAGAGAAGGCCACGCAAAAGCAGUGAAAUUACUUCUUGACGACAAUGCCAAAAUUCUCCUGAACAGAGCUGAAGCUUCUUUCCUUCAUGAAGCCAUACACAAUGGCCGAAAAGAUGUUGUAAAUGCUGUCAUUUUACAUAAAAGAUGGGAAGAAUCUAUAAUAACAUUUUCUCACCAUUCUUCUAUAAACAAAUGUGCAAUACUAGAGAUGGUUGAAUAUCUUCCUGAAUGUUUAAAAUUGGUUUUAGACAAUUGCAUUAUUGAAUCAUCUGAUGAAAAAGGAUCUAAAGACUUCUGUAUUGAAUAUAACUUCAGAUAUCUUCAGUGUCCGCUGAAACUUAAGAAGAAAUUUAAAGAGAAUGGGGAAAUAAUUUAUGAGCCACUUCUUGCUUUAAAUGCCAUGGUACGUCACAAUCGUGUUGAACUGCUUAGUCAUCCUGUUUGUACAGAAUAUUUACUUAUGAAAUGGAUGGCCUAUGGUUUCCGAGCACAUAUUUUGAAUCUGGCUGUGUAUUCCCUUGGCUUAAUACCUCUUACCCUCCUGAUCACCAAUUUAGAGCCAGAUGUUUGUUUCAAUGCAACACUUAAAUAUGGACCUUUUGAUAAUAAGGAUUCAAACUUCAUUAAAGUUUGUAUGUCUUUAGUUUUUAUCAUGAGUUUAUUUGGUAUCUGCAAAGAAAUAAUACAGCUAUUCCAACAGAAAUUAAACUACUUGUUGGAUUAUUCUAAUCUUCUUGACUGGACAAUUUAUACUACAAGUAUCAUUUUCGUGUCAUCUUUAUUUGUGAUGUUACCAAUUCGUUUACAGUGGGACUGUGGUGCAAUUGCUAUACUCUUGGCUUGGACAAAUUUCUUGCUCUAUUUACAAAGAUUUGAAAAUUAUGGAAUAUAUAUUGUGAUGUUUUGGGAAAUUUUGAGGACUCUGAUACGAAUCGUUAUUGUUUUCUUUUUUUUGAUGUUAGCAUUUGGGCUCAGCUUCUAUGUUCUUCUUGGUUCACAGCAAACAUAUGGCACUCCAUAUCUUUCAGUAAUGCAAACAUUUUCCAUGAUGCUAGGAGAUAACAACUACCGUGAGGCUUUCCUUGAACCAAUGCUCGGUGAUAAACUCCCUUUUCCAUUCCUGAGUUUUAUAAUUCUCAUUAUCUUUUCUAUGCUUAUCCCGAUUCUUCUUAUGAACUUGCUGAUUGGUUUGGCUGUUGGUGACAUUGCAGAGGUGCAAAAGUUUGCUGCAAUGAAAAGAAUAGCAAUGCAGGUUAAUCUUCAUACAAACCUGGAAAAAAAACUACCAUAUUGGUUUCUCAGUAGAGUUGAUCAAGAAUCCAUUGUUGUGUAUCCUAAUAGACCUAGAUAUUGUGGCUUUAUGACUGUGUUCCAGUAUUGCUUUGGAUGGGAUAAUACAGCAGCUGAUACACAGAGUGCUGAUACAACAUUAGAACUAGAAGUAUUGAAACAGAAGUACAGGCUUAAGGACAUUGCAACUCUGGUGGAAAAACAGCACCAUCUCCUUAAACUAGUUGCACAAAAGAUGGAAAUAAUGUCUGAGGCAGAGGAUGAAGAUCCAAAUGAUUUAUUCCAGAACAAAUUUAGGAAAGAGCAGUUGGAACAUAAGGACAGUAAAUGGAAUACAGUGCUCAAAGCAGUGAAAUCGAAAUGUGCCUAAUUUGGUUACAACAAUCCAGAUAUUUUUUUAUAUAAAAUAGCUUCCUAGUAGGAAACAGAAGUUAACACUGUGGCAUUUUAAGUUGGAACAGGAGUUACCAUUGUGGAACAGUAGUACGUCAAUGUGGUUUACGGAUUGAUUAGCAAGUCCCCUCAAUUCCAGUCAAGCUGGUUAAGAAACAAAUACUAGGCUAUAUAAUGCUGGAUAUUCCCUUCCUCUUGCCUCCCGGUAGAUGAUUGCUCACUGUAUUAUUGCAAUAGUGGCUAAACAGGACUGGCUGAAUCAAAAACUUAUCUCAGCAUAACUACCAUAAGUUUCUGUGUUUUGUAUUUAGAGGCUUUUCUACAGCGGCAUGGUAUAAUAUUAAUUUAAUUAUUACCAUACAUUAAAAUAUUCCAACAGGGGAAUAUAUAAAAGACUUAGUUUCUUAAAUAUUAACACAUA